AUGGACGGCCUCAAACCAGCUAUAUCCUCCAUGUCACUAGGUCGCGCCUGGAUCCAUUCCAUGCCCAGCAAACUCUCCGCCGCCUCCACCCACCACAUCCACGGUCUCGAGAUAUUCUACAAAGAUCUCGAAGAUCUCGCACGAGCGGAAUCAAACAGCGAGACCCCCUCCCCAGAAGCUCUUCUCCAUGCUGCUUCUACCAUUAAAGCGCUCUGCGACGAAUGA
Botrytis deweyae is the source of this 225-nucleotide messenger RNA. RefSeq lists its product as uncharacterized. The record is from RefSeq and is a predicted model, not a curated record. NCBI's taxonomy places the organism in Eukaryota, Fungi, Ascomycota, Leotiomycetes, Helotiales, Sclerotiniaceae. The coding region runs from base 1 to 225 and encodes 74 amino acids. The transcript has a single exon.